Gongylonema pulchrum is the source of this 657-nucleotide messenger RNA. Lineage: Eukaryota; Metazoa; Nematoda; Chromadorea; Rhabditida; Gongylonematidae. The record is from the annotation of a GenBank genome assembly.
AUGGAUGGCAUCGAUAGUGGCCGCGGUAUCGUGCUGCUAGGCUCAACAAACCGUGGAGAUAUCUUAGACAAAGCUCUUCUUCGCCCUGGCCGCUUUGAUCGACAUAUUAUUAUUGAUCUGCCAACUGCUUUGGAAAGACAAGAAAUGUUUGAAAUAUAUUUGAGUAAAAUCAAGCUCGAUCGUCAUCCGCAGUAUUACUCGAAGCGACUGGCACAAAUGACACCACGCUUCUCAGGUGCAGAUAUCGCAAAUAUCGUGAAUGAAGCGGCUAUACGAGCAGCUUCAUUAAAAAGAAAGCAAGUUACGGUAGACGAUCUCGACGCGUCUCUACAAAGAGUUCUAGCAGGUUCGGAAAAGAGAAGUCGAUCGAUGGUUGAUGAGGAGCGCGAGAUCGUAAGCAUUAUUCCGCGAACCAGCGCAAGGCUUGGCUUCGCACAGUAUAGUCCACGUGAGCGAAAACUGCUUACCAAAGAAGAGGUUACGAAGUCGGCAUACGCUCAGGUGCAGGUGUUUGGGAUGAGCGAUGCAGUGGGUUUAUUAAGUUUUCCCGUCAUCGACGACAACAAAAAAAAUGAACUGGAAUUUUACAAGAAGCCGUUCAGCAUGAAACUUCAACAAAUGAUUGAUCGGGUAGCUUCCUUUUUUCGUGCAGAAUAA